GUUUCAGCUGAUGAACACUUGCAGAAUCAGUGAGAAGGCAAAGGAAAACAUGCCCAGGACAAUGUCGGUAACUCCUGGUAAUUUGUCACUCAAUGGGACGAGCUUCUUGACUGAGCAUCACAGCAUUACGGACAAACCCAGUGAGCAGAGAACUUGGAAUGUCUUUCUGUUCUGCCUGACUGUUGCCAUUGCACUCCCGGCCCUUCUGGGCAGCAUUUAUUCACUAGUUUCCCUGCUGAAACUGCAGACCAAAACCACGGUUUCCAUGAUUGUGACCUCUUUGGCAGCAGAUGAUCUGAUCAGCAUCGGGCCAGUGAUUAUUUUCAUGCUCAUGCAGUGGUCAAGAGAAGUCCUCCCCCAGCCUCUGUGCACCACCUCAGCGUUUUUGUAUUUAUUCCAGGGCAUUUCUAGCAACCUGAAAGGGUCUCUUAUAGUUUCUUACAACUUCUGCACCCUCAACACGACCGGGACGCUGAGCUGCAGCUCCUCCAAGCGCCGUGUGAGCGUGGUAUGGGCCAUCCUCACCAUCUGGACCGUCAGUCUGCUGCUGUGCUUUUUGCCUCUCUGUGGCUGGGGCAGGUACAUCCCCACGUCCUGGGGCUGCUUUGCCGACUGUGCCAGUUCCUACAUCCUGUUUGUGUUCGUGGUGUACUCGCUGUGCUUCUCCCUCCUGGCAGGGCUGGCCGUUCCCCUCACCCUGCAGCUGCUGUGCUCAGGUGAGCCCCAGCUGCUGCACACCGAGCACCUGCAGGGCUCUGGAGGCUGCAGCUCCCCCGGGACACGGUGGGGGGAUGGAGCUGCUGCCCCUCCGCUGCCACUGCUGGACCCUGGGGACAAAACCCGGGAGCCUUUCCACACCUCGGAGGCGGUUUUUGUGAAGGGUGUGGCUGAGAGCAGCACACAGAGCAGGAGCUCCACGGUGGGCUUGGCCCAGAAACGAUUCUCGCUGAUCCUGGCACUGACCAAAGUCCUUCUCUGGCUGCCAAUGAUGAUACAGAUGGCUGUCCAGUACAUCACUGGGCUGCAGAGCCUUUCUUUUGAGACACUGAGCUUCCUGCUGACCGUGCUGGCUGCUGCAGUCACCCCGGUGUUUGUCCUGUCCCAGCACUGGCUCCACCUGCCCUGUGGCUGCAUCAUCAACUGCAGGAGGGACUCCUAUUCAGUGGCUUCACAAGGGGCCAAAACCAAGCGCGGCGGGUUUGAGUUCAACCUGUCGUUCCAGCAAGGCUGUGGCAUCUACAGGAUAUCCCUGGAGAGCCCUCCCCAGGCCAGCAGGGAUGGAAAGCCCUCGUCCUGCCCCAGCCUGGUGAGCUCUGCCUGCGGGCAGCCGGGCAGGGGCAGGGACAGUGGCACCAGGGCAGUGACACACGGCCCCCGGGGCACCCCUGCUGCUGGCCCAGGGCCCUGCCAGGACCAGCAGGGCACCAGCACUGGCCCGUUCCCUGAAGGACCAGAGUGGAGGCUGUGCCACCAGGAGAGCCCCACACCCGAGCUCUCGGACUGGGAGUGGUGCCGGAGCAGGUCUGAGAGGAACCCUCGGCAGCGCUCGGGCGGGGCCCUGGCCGUGCCCCUGUGCGCCUUCCAGGGCACCGUGUCCCUGCAGGCUCCCAGCGGCAAAACGCUCUCCUUGUCCACCUACGAGGUGAGCUCCGAGGGCCAGAAGAUAACCCCCACGGCCAAGAAGAUCGAGGUGUACCGCUCCAAAAGCGUCGGCCACGAGCCGAGCCCCGGGGAGCCGGGCUUUGCGGACACGAGCGUGAAGAUUCACCUGGAGGUGCUGGAGAUCUGCGCCACCGAGGAGGCGCUGGACACCGUGUCCAUCAUCAGCAGCAUCAGCCAGUCCUCGGCGCACGCCCGCUCGCCCUCCCUGCGCUACUCCCGCAAGGAGAACCGCUUCGUGAGCUGCGAGCUGGGCGAAAGCGCCUCCUACUCGCUGCUCGUCCCGUCCAACAGCGACUUCAGCAUCUCCAUCCCGGACACCGUGGAGGCUCAUCGGCGCAACAGCCAGCAGCAGCACUCGGCCAGGGCGGGCUACCAGGAGGAGAUACAGCUGCUGAACAAAGCCUACCGAGAGCGGGAGGAGACGGGCAGCAGCUGAAACAGGGGUUUAAUCCACACGCCUCAACUGCUCCGGCAGACAGAGCUGCUGUCUGUCGGUUACCCGGGCAAAUACAGUAUCGGCUGGUUUUUUCCUAUCAUGCAAUUUUUAUUUAGGUGCACUGUUGAAUCAAUUCAAACUGUUAAUGCUCUAUCAAGGGGAUAACAAAUACUCAAGUGCUUUACAGCUGUCCAUAGUGGAUUUUAAGUUAUUUAUUUAUACACCUAUUUA
Messenger RNA from Haemorhous mexicanus (house finch), 2329 nucleotides. It is a transcript of the gene GPR149, whose product is annotated as G protein-coupled receptor 149. The coding region runs from base 11 to 2098 and encodes 695 amino acids. Lineage: Eukaryota; Metazoa; Chordata; Aves; Passeriformes; Fringillidae. Gene Ontology annotation, biological process: neuropeptide signaling pathway. Gene Ontology annotation, cellular component: membrane; neuron projection. The transcript has 4 exons. The record is from RefSeq and is a predicted model, not a curated record. Gene Ontology annotation, molecular function: G protein-coupled receptor activity; neuropeptide binding.